AUGACUGGUACUGAGGAGUUUGUGGACGAUAAGAGAGGCUCAGAGGCCACUGAUAUGGAUGGAAACAGUAGCAAGGUACUGAAGCGUAAGAAUGAGGAUAAUCAGGAAGGUCAGUUAGAAGCUGAAAUUAAGCGUGUUGCUCUAGAUGAUGAUGAUGAUGAUGAUGAUGAUGAUGCGGGAGAGGAGCAAGAACGUCGAUUGGAUUCAGAUUCGAAAAAUAUAGUGUCAGAAGAUAGUAAUGCCACAACUGUUGAUGACAACCAUAUCCAUUUGAGAUUGUUGUGUCUUGUCAGAGAAGCUUCAUUAGUCGUGGGACAUAGAGGCGACAGAAUAAGUAAAAUAAAAAAUAUAACGUCCACAAAGAUUAAUAUAUCUGAAAAUAAUAAGGACACUCCAGAGAGAGUGAUACAUGUUAGAGGAGAUUAUAUGAAUGUGGCCAAAGCUAUCGCUUUAAUUGUAAAAUCGAUAACAAAUACUUUUGAUGACCAAAUAAACUCAGUGCCACAACACAAGGAUACAACCGUUGUGGAUAGAGAUACUCAACGUAAUUUUAAUGAUAAUAAUAACUCAGAUGAACUACCGACUACAUUGUAUUUUUUGAUAUCACAUUUUCUAAUGGGAUACAUAAUAGGGAAGAAUGGUAAGAAACUUAAAGAGAUCGAAGAAUCCAGCUCGAUAAAAUUGUUUGCAUCACCACAACAAUUGCUACCAUCUAAUGAUAGAAUACUUGCUAUCACUGGUACUUCUGAUGCAUUGGAAGUCGCCGUAUUAAAUAUUUCCAAAACAAUAAUAACUAACUCAAAUAAUAUCAAGAACAAGAGAUAUACAAAUAGAGCUAUAUUUUACCAACCAACGCCGAUGUACUCUGUGCUGAUAAAUAACUAUUCCAACAUAAGCUAUCCAAUCCAUUUAAACAUGGAUAUAGGGAAGAACAUCGGCAUGCAAAUGGGUAUGAACAUGAACAUGGGUAUGGACAUGAAUGCGGGAUACAGCCACCAGCAGCAUCACCAGUACCACCCUACCGAUAAGUAUACCUCAUACCGUAACAAUAAAAGGACAUUACCAUUAAGACCUGUGAAUAUUCCACAAUGUAACCCAUCUGCUAGAAAUGACGACACAAAAAGCAUUGUUUAUACUCCGGCAAAUGCAGCAAAAGCCAUGUCUUUUAUUCCAAAUUUCACAAUCCCAAAUGUAAAAGUAGUCGAACCCCAAAUUUUCAAUUCAGAUCAAAUAUUACCAAUGACUUUAGUAACGCAAGAGGUAUACAUUGAUGAAAACUUCGUUGGUAAUAUCAUUGGAAAGGAUGGUAGGCAUAUAAACUCUAUAAAGGAAUCCACCGGUUGCUCAAUAAAGAUAGACCCCCAAGAGGAAGGAUCAUUGGAGAGAAAGUUAAUAAUCAGAGGUACUUCGAUGGCCUCACAAGCUGCAAUUAUGUUGAUCAGUAACAAAAUCGAAACAGACAAAAUGAACCGCAAGGAAAGAUAA
This is a messenger RNA of Tetrapisispora phaffii CBS 4417, 1485 nucleotides long. RefSeq names its product telomere maintenance protein PBP2 (gene PBP2). Lineage: Eukaryota; Fungi; Ascomycota; Saccharomycetes; Saccharomycetales; Saccharomycetaceae. Gene Ontology annotation, biological process: regulation of gene expression; regulation of RNA metabolic process. Gene Ontology annotation, molecular function: mRNA binding. The transcript has a single exon. Gene Ontology annotation, cellular component: cytoplasm; nucleus. Bases 1 to 1485 code for a protein of 494 amino acids. The record is from RefSeq and is a predicted model, not a curated record.